Molecule: messenger RNA, 1395 nt
Organism: Lachancea nothofagi CBS 11611
Lineage: Eukaryota; Fungi; Ascomycota; Saccharomycetes; Saccharomycetales; Saccharomycetaceae
Source: the annotation of a GenBank genome assembly
AUGUCUUCAAAAACUGCCAUUGGUCGAUUGAAAAGGAUUCCAGCAGUGCAGAAGCAGUUCAAUGUGUUCACCAGUAUUAAUUCAGAUGCGGAAGAAAGCUUGAAAAAUAACAGCGAGAAAGCGGUAAAACCUCUAGGUAAUUUGCUUUGCGGGAUUAAGGAUAACAUCGUUACGCGGAGAUUGCCCACUUCCUGUGGAUCGAAACUUUUAGAGAAUUAUAUUUCACCCUUUGAUUCCACGGUUGUGCAGCUUCUCGAGUAUGCAGGAGCUGUAAAUGUGGGAAAAACAAACCUGGAUGAAUUCGGAAUGGGUUCUGGUGGAACUAAUUCAUGCUUUGGUGCUACUACGAACCCUCUCUUUCCUGAUGAAAGCAUCGUGGUCGGUGGCUCUUCAUCUGGGUCUGCAGCAGCGGUUGCUGCUGACGUCGUGGACUUUUCCAUAGGAACUGACACUGGUGGCUCUGUAAGACUUCCGGCAGCAUAUGCAUCUGUCCUGGGUUUUAAACCAUCUUAUGGUAGAAUUUCUAGACAUGGCGUGGUCGCGUACGCACAAAGUCUUGACACAGUUGGAAUCAUGGCUAAAAGCGUUAAUACGUUAGAGAAAGUCUUUAAAGUUCUUGAUAUGCCCGAUGAAAAAGAUCCCACAUGUCUUAACAAGGCCUUACGCUCUAAGUUGUCGGCCAUCACAAAAGCAAAGUCCAAGCUCAGGAUAGGCAUACCGAAAGAAUUCACGCCUAUGGGAGUUUCUCAGGACUUACGGGCUGAAUACCUAGCUGUCAUUCAAAGGCUUGAAGCAAGGGGUCAUGAAAUUUAUCCAGUAUCGAUUCCUAACAUCAAAAACGCUUUGCCUGUCUAUUAUACAUUAGCUCCUGCAGAGGCUGUUUCAAACCUUUCCAGAUAUGAUGGUCUAAGAUAUGGAAACAGAGACAGGGAAAAGGAUUCCAGUGACAACACUUUGUUUGCGCCUUCAAGGGCCGCCUUUGGGCAAGAAGUAAAGAACAGAAUUGUUCUUGGAAACUAUAAUCUAUCCUCAGAGUCAUUCAACAAUCACUACAUCAAAGCUCAAAAACUUCGUGUCGAACUCAUUAAUGAAUUUGAUGACAUAUUUGCGCUGCCGAACAUUUUGACUGGAUCGCAAGGCAUUGAGAAUGGCAUUGACAUACUAUUGUCAUUAUCUGCCAUUAGUACACCCAUUACCACCUCCGAGUACGAUUCAGAGAAUACAGAUAACCCUAUUACAUCAUAUAUUAAUGACAUUUUCACGACACCUGCAUCAUUGGCCGGCCUACCAGCAAUUUCAGUACCAGGAGGCAAUUUAAAGGCAGUAGGUGUUCAGAUAAUGGGUCAAUUCGGAGAUGAUCUUACAGUAUUAAACGCGGCAAGAGAAAUUCUGUAG